Messenger RNA from Acanthoscelides obtectus, 777 nucleotides. NCBI's taxonomy places the organism in Eukaryota, Metazoa, Arthropoda, Insecta, Coleoptera, Chrysomelidae. The record is from the annotation of a GenBank genome assembly.
GCAGGAUCCUGAUUCAAAUUGUCUUGUUUUCGUACAAAUACGCAUAUCGAAUUUUUGCAUUCAAGUACCUACGCCUUGGCGUGAACGCACGGGAGAUUUUAGUAUAUAAACCGUAGCAGUGACAAAUAUCAGCAAUAGUGCCUUCCUGUUCAACUUAUCAAGUCCCAAUACAACAAUGAUCGCUCAAGUAGUACUUGUAACUAGUCUGCUAGCACUCGCCCACGCUGGUGGCCUCCUUGGAAACGGGAUAGGUAUUGGCGGAGGUAUUGGACUUGGAGAAAGCCGCGGGAUUGGAGGAGGCCUAGGCGGUGUUCGAAUAGGACAUGGCAUUGGAGGACUAGGCGGAAUCGGAAUUGGACGUGGGAUUGGAGGCAUUGGAGGUGGUCUUGGAGGAAUUGGGGGAGGCAUUGGAGGAGCUGGAGUUGGAUUGGGAAGUGGAGUCGGCCAUGGACGUGUUGUUGAUGUAUACGCGCCUCCCCACUACGAGUACAAAUACGAAGUGGCAGAUCCACACACCGGAGAUCUGAAACAACAAGUGGAAUCAAGGGUAGGCGACAGGACUAAGAGCGAGCUUGCUUGGGGAGAAAAGGACAGACAAGCAGUGGUAUCCAGGUUGAUCCAGGAUACUGGCACCCUUGUAGUAUCUCACGGACACGGAUUGGGGAGAUAGAUCUGCUAUCAGUUGAUGACUUCGAUGAUAUUUGCUCAAUUACUUGUUAGGAUCUAUAUGUAAAUAAUGUAUUAUGUGUUCAGAUCUGUUUAAUAAACUGAUAAAAC